Schistocerca serialis cubense is the source of this 834-nucleotide messenger RNA. RefSeq names its product THAP domain-containing protein 2-like. The record is from RefSeq and is a predicted model, not a curated record. Bases 45 to 569 code for a protein of 174 amino acids. NCBI's taxonomy places the organism in Eukaryota, Metazoa, Arthropoda, Insecta, Orthoptera, Acrididae. The transcript has 3 exons.
CCGAUACAAUACAACAAUACAGACUUAGUGCGUUUGCUAAUUCGAUGUUUUUGAACAGGUUUCCUCUGAAGCACCCAGAGCUGCUAAAGAAAUGGAUUACUUUCGUGAAGCGGAAAGAUUUUAAACCUACGUCUUGCAGUUUUCUUUGCGGAAACCUUUUCCGACAAGAUGAUUACGUAGUGAGCCCUGGAACGUGGAAGAAACGUCUCAGACCCGAAACAGUGCCAUCAGUUUUUGACUUUCCGACACAUUUGAUGCCACCAAAUAAACAGCCACGACGACAUGUUAGGAUUUUGAGUGACAACGAUGCUUCUCCAUUUGAGCGUUCUGUCCUGGAAUCCGUGCUUCAUUUGCCCUCUACAGAAGCUACUGAUUGCGUGGAGAAUGUUGUCAAUGAGAAUUCUUCCGUGGAAAGCAGGUCCCAUUUAUCCAAUGCAGAAGCUGCGAAUUGUGUCGAAAACAGUGCAGUUGGUUCUCAAGUAAUUGAUUGUGGUAUACAGUCGAAAGUAGAAAUGGAAGACAAGGUGUCCGAAACUUGCAAUUUUUCUCAGACAUUGUGCACGAAUUAAAAGGUAAACUGAAGUGUGUCUGUGAAAAACUUCGAAGAAGAGAGAAGAAAGUGUUUUCCAUGGAUGACAUCAUAAGUUCAUCGAAGGAGAAGGGGCAUCUUCCUGAGAAGUUACUUAACUUCCUCAAUCAUCAGAAAGGAACACAAGUGGAAUUAGUGUGCAAUUUAGUGGACAACUCUCUCUUGUCAAAGGGUAAUAGUUACACAACAAAUGUGAAAAUGUUUGCGAUGACUGUGUACUUUUAUUCACCAGCAGCAUAUGAAUA